GCCGUACGUCAGCGCGACCCUUCCGUCGGAGGUGUGAGAGGAAGAGGAGCAGCGGCGCCGAUUAAACCCGGUUGUUUAUCGUGGUGCUGCUGGUCCGGCGCUGUUACUGCUGUGGUCAGUCGGAAGGUCAGUCGGAAGGUCCGUCUCUGCGGUGCGCAGCACUUUCAGCGUGUCGUCCUUUGCAGCUGCAGCGGCGGUUUUGUUGCCUUGAGCGCAGUGAAUGUGGCAGUGCGAUUGGGACGGAACCAGAGAAGAUUCUGUUAUGGACUGAGGAGCUUCAUCUAAACUCCUCGUCAUGCUUCCAAGGCGGAUACCAUUCAAUCAGAUCGCAUUUGCCACACUGGUCGGGGUGGGAGGGGGCAUCUAUAUCUACAGGCCCAUGUUUGAGCCUCCGAGAAAGCCCACAAGCGCGGCAGAUCACCAGGAUGUCCAAACAGAAAAGGACGGACAGGAUGCCGGUGGACGAGAGACGAUGGCCAGACAAGCAGCUGGUGCAGCACAUCCAGGAGCAGAAAACACAGUGCCUGACAACCGAUGAUCAUCAUCGUAUCACCAUUACAUUGAUUCAGUUAAUGCGCACGUGAUCAUUGUGUCCAUGCUUCUCAAUAAAAUCCUUAGUUUUUUUUAUAAAAA
Molecule: messenger RNA, 633 nt
Organism: Pygocentrus nattereri (red-bellied piranha)
Lineage: Eukaryota; Metazoa; Chordata; Actinopteri; Characiformes; Serrasalmidae
Exons: 2
Coding region: 296-538 (80 amino acids)
Source: RefSeq, a predicted model, not a curated record